CUGAGUGUGUGCGUGUGCGUGUGUGUGUGGCUGCGUGUUUGAGUGGGUGUGUGCUUGUGUCUACGCGUGAAGUGUGAACCAGAAAGCGAUUUAUUUCCACUUUGUUUGGACGAGAAGAAGAAACGCAUUAAGAUGUGUGGGAUUUUCGCCUACCUGAACUACAGAGUUCCACGCACCAGGAAGGAGAUCUUUACUACACUGGUGAAGGGACUGCAGAGACUCGAGUACAGAGGUUACGACUCUGCAGGUAUUGCGGUGGAUGAUGGCAAAUCAAACAUCUGCCUGUAUAAGAAGAAGGGAAAAGUGAAAGCCCUGGACGAGGAGCUGUACCAUAAAGACAAUAAGAUUGAUUUGGAAGCAGAAAUCGACACACACUUUGGCAUCGCUCACACUCGCUGGGCGACCCACGGAGAACCGAGCGCCGUCAACAGCCACCCUCAGAGAUCCGACAAGAACAAUGAGUUUGUGGUGAUCCACAAUGGCAUCAUCACUAACUACAAGGAGCUGAGGAAGUAUCUGACCGACCACGGCUACGAAUUUGAGUCAGAGACGGACACUGAAGUUAUCCCCAAGCUGAUCAAGUAUCUUUAUGACAACCGUGAGAGCGAUAGUGUGUCCUUCUCCACCCUAGUGGAGCUUGUCAUCAAGCAGCUGGAGGGGUCUUUCGCUCUCGUUUUCAAGAGUGUUCACUUCCCAGGACAGGCUAUCGUCACCAGGAGAGGAAGUCCUCUGCUCAUCGGUGUCCGAAGCCAGUACAAGCUCUCGACUGAGCAGAUCAACAUUCAGUACAAUGGGGAAACAAGAGGUGUGAGUAAGAACCUAAUCAACAGUAUAGACAGCAGUAAUGCGCUGCACUCUGUGAAUGACAGGAUGGCUGUGGAGUUUUACUUCGCCUCCGAUGCCAGUGCCAUCAUUGAACACACCAAUAAGGUGAUCUAUCUGGAGGAUGAUGACAUCGCGGCUGUGGCCGAGGGGAAGCUGUCUCUGCACCGCAUGAACCGUAGUGUCGGAGAGGACCCGGUCCGAGUCAUCCAGACCCUGCAGAUGGAGCUACAGCAGAUUAUGAAAGGCAACUUCAAAGCCUUCAUGCAGAAGGAAAUCUUCGAGCAGCCCGAGUCUAUCUUCAACACCAUGAGAGGCCGGAUCUGCUUCGACGCCAAAGCAGUGGUGCUUGGUGGUUUGAAGGAUCAUCUGAAGGAGAUCAAGAGAUGCCGGCGCCUCAUUAUAAUCGGCUGUGGCACCAGCUUUCACGCAGGAAUUGCAACACGUCAGGUCCUGGAGGAACUAACAGAGCUCCCCGUAAUGGUGGAGUUGGCCAGCGACUUUCUGGACCGCACCACUCCAGUCUACAGAGAUGAUGUUUGCUUUUUUAUCAGUCAAUCAGGUGAAACAGCUGACACUCUGAUGGCUCUGCGCUACUGUAAACAGAAAGGGGCUCUCACCGUGGGCAUCACCAACACAGUGGGCAGCUCCAUUUCCAGAGAAACUGACUGCGGAGUCCACAUCAACGCUGGGCCUGAGAUUGGCGUAGCCAGCACCAAGGCCUACACUAGUCAGUUUGUGUCUCUGAUCAUGUUUGGUCUGAUGAUGAGUGAGGACAGACUCUCGCUGCAGCCGAGGAGACUGGAGAUCAUCGAAAGCCUUCGCAGACUGCCAGAGAUGAUCAAAGAGGUGUUGGCUCUUGAUGACAAGAUCAAAAGUAUCGCAGAUGAGCUGUUCCAGCAGAAAUCUCUACUAGUCAUGGGCCGUGGUUACAACUACGCAACCUGCCUAGAGGGGGCGCUGAAAAUUAAGGAGAUCACGUACAUGCACUCUGAAGGGAUUCUGGCCGGAGAGCUGAAACACGGCCCCUUGGCUCUGAUUGACUAUCACAUGCCUGUCAUCAUGGUGAUCAUGAGAGAUGCCUGCUACACCAAGUGUCACAACGCCCUGCAGCAGGUCACAGCCAGACAGGGUCGUCCCAUCAUUCUGUGCUGCAACGACUCAGAGACUAGCAAAAUGGCUUACAAGACCAUCGAGCUGCCCCACACAGUAGACUGCCUGCAGGGGAUCCUCUGCGUCAUUCCCCUGCAGCUCUUGUCCUUCCACCUGGCUGUACUCAGAGGAUACGAUGUGGACUGUCCAAGGAACCUGGCCAAGUCGGUGACAGUGGAGUAACCAGUGACAGGAAAAGCACAUGUCCCGAGUAGCAACAAAAUGGAGAACAUCUCCCAUCCUAGUGCAAUUACAAGUGUGCGUGUUUACGUGUGAGAGACGUGUGUGUAUGUGCAUGUAUGAGUGUGUAUGAAUGUAUGUGCGGAAACUUGAGCAUAUUUAUGAAUUAUAACCAAAACCAACUAAACCAAUGUGAAUGUGGUCUGUGCAUUAUGUGCAUUCAGUCUUUCAUUCCUAAGCGCCUAAAGUUAAGGGAAACCCUAAACUGUGCCUUAAAAGUGCUGAGCUGUGGAGAAGUUGAUUCCAGAGAACCUCAGCCAGGUCGAAUGUUUACUGUUUUCAUACCAAAGUGCAAUAUUUAGAAGCUAACGGGAACCGAAAAGACCUUCACAGGUCGAGUUGAGGAAAAAACCCAUGAUGAUGCUUAGCUGAAGUGAAAGUUGAUUAGUUGAUAUCGAAAGCACAGAAAAACACUGUAACGCCACCUACCCAUCUCAUUUGACACCUUUAAUAGUAUUUCUUUAAGCGAAUACAUUUUUUUUAAUAGUUUGUCAGAAAAAUUGGAAACUAUAGAGCCAGAUUCAUGACAUCAUGAUUUCACUGUGGAAUUCUAAAUACACUCCAUUGUGUUAUUGUACAUUCUUUUUUUUUUUUUUUUUUAGAUAAACAUGAUUUAAGUGAUUCCAUCUAUUUAUGUUGUGUAGAAAUAGAUAAGUUAUUUUAUACUUUUCUGGGCUUGAGCUUAAUCUUCUAUAUUCUUUCUAUUAUAUAUUCUACUUUUACGUUCUAUGUUUAUAUUCAUGAAUGCAAAUCAGUUUUUAUUAUACUUUAUUUUUUCAAAUACGGGAUCAUGGAGGAAUGUUUGCAUAUGAAAUUUGGAAAUGUUUUUUAUUUGUAACUGUGAUCACUUGUAAUGAGACUAAUGAAUAAAUCGUGUAUAAUGGGA
This is a messenger RNA of Silurus meridionalis, 3100 nucleotides long. It is a transcript of the gene gfpt2, whose product is annotated as glutamine-fructose-6-phosphate transaminase 2. Gene Ontology annotation, molecular function: L-glutamine:D-fructose-6-phosphate transaminase (isomerizing) activity; carbohydrate derivative binding. Lineage: Eukaryota; Metazoa; Chordata; Actinopteri; Siluriformes; Siluridae. Gene Ontology annotation, biological process: carbohydrate derivative biosynthetic process; UDP-N-acetylglucosamine metabolic process; protein N-linked glycosylation. The record is from RefSeq and is a predicted model, not a curated record.